This is a messenger RNA of Radiomyces spectabilis, 394 nucleotides long. RefSeq lists its product as uncharacterized. The transcript has a single exon. The coding region runs from base 160 to 351 and encodes 63 amino acids. The record is from RefSeq and is a predicted model, not a curated record. NCBI's taxonomy places the organism in Eukaryota, Fungi, Mucoromycota, Mucoromycetes, Mucorales, Radiomycetaceae.
AAGAAAGGGGGAAAAAAAAAAAAAAAAAAAAAACUUGAGAAAAAGGUCGAUCUACUGUUGCAGACAUUUUCUCAUCUCAGUCACAGGCUGCAGCCAGUAUUUUGAAUAAUAUCGCGGCUUUUUAUAGAGAAAUAGCGUCAAUCAUCGUUGGAUCAUUCAAUGCCACAUCCUGAGCCUAAUAUAUCUUGCUUAUCUGAUCGCUGUUAUAAUGGCAUCUCAGCGAAAAAUCCGCCGAGGCCUCGACGUGGUCACUACAGCACCGCUCAUUAUUCGAGAAUUGGGUGGAGUAAACUCUUUUUCCCUUCGCCUAUCAUCAUUUCAUUGGGGGAUGGUUCGACUCAGUUACCAUAACAACAUUAAGAGUUUUAUAAGUUUUUGUUCGAGUCAAUAAGAU